This is a messenger RNA of Neopelma chrysocephalum (saffron-crested tyrant-manakin), 1945 nucleotides long. RefSeq lists its product as uncharacterized. The record is from RefSeq and is a predicted model, not a curated record. Gene Ontology annotation, biological process: virion assembly. The transcript has 2 exons. The coding region runs from base 40 to 1167 and encodes 375 amino acids. Lineage: Eukaryota; Metazoa; Chordata; Aves; Passeriformes; Pipridae.
GGGGCGGUGCCUGCAGCCAGAAUCACCGCCCCGGCCGACAUGGGACCCUCCGGCUCCGCCAUUAUGGGCGGAGCUGGAGCCACCCCCUCUUCCCCAGCACCCCCGGUCCUUUAUUGUCCCUAUCCUCCAACCACAGGGGGCACGGUCACUUCGGCUGCGCUGCCCAGUUAUGGAGGAUUUCCCACUGUGAAAGGGAGGAAGCAGAAACUGGAGGAAUUUCCAGCUUCCGCCCCAUAUCAUCAGGGAACGAGCACUCUAAGAAAGAGCAAAUCAAUCCCGGCCUCCAACAGGAGGCAAAGGCGGGGUCUUCCCCCCUUUGACCCCUCGAGCGUGAAGGUCGAAACUCGAGACAGUGAUUUUACUGGCACAAGUACAGAAGCCUCUGAUGGCAAAUUAGAUAGUAGCACGGAGGAGGAAAAACCUCCUGUAGUAAAACCAAAAACAAAGGGGAGGAGAGUCCAUGAAGCCCUAGCAGAUCCCAGCCCAGUGUCUAGAAGAACGAGGACAAAGAAGGAAAAACCUGUGGUAGAGGCUCCUUUAAGACAGGCUAUGAGUAACCAAGGCCCAGUGUUAAUAAAGGUUCCUUUUUCUCUGGUUGAAUUGCAGCAGUGGAAAGCUUUUGUCGGAGCAUAUAGAGAUAACCCAGAUAAAGUGGCUAAUUAUGUGGAAAGAGCAAUUAGAACACAAAAUCCAGAUUGGUGUGAUUUAGAAGUGAUGAUGGAUACAUUACUUGACUCUACAGAGAAGGAAAUGGUUAAGCGAGCUGCUCAGUCUGGAAUUGAGCUACUAAUAACAGCUGGAGAACUCACAGGGGAACUUAAGGAUAUUUUCCCCCUAGAGGACCCGAAGUGGGACCCUAAUUUACCAGAGCAAAAGGAAGCAUUGAAACGCUAUCAUGACUGGGUGGUGUAUGGUUUCAGGCACGGGAUUCCAAAGGCAGUGAACUGGUCAAAGGUGUAUGAAGUAAAACAAGAUAGAAAUGAGUCCCCGACAGACUUUCUGAAUAGGCUAAAAGAGGUUAUACGAAAAUAUACAGACAUAGACACGGAGUCAGGUUUGGGGAAAAAGCAUUUGGUCUAUUUGUUCAUAGACCAGUCUGCGGAUGAUAUAAGGAAAAAGCGCAGAAGGUGGGGGACAAGAAAGAUAUUGGUGAAUUAUUGGAUAUAGCUUGGAGGGUGUAUCGCAAUAGAGAUCAGAAAGGCAGGGCAAGGGUGCUGAAGCUAGAGGAAGAUACCUGCCAUGUACUCCACAGAAGGCUGCAAACAUAAUGCCUACCACAAGUAUUGUAAAUACAAUCACCAACAUGAUAGGGCAAACGAUCGAUGUUUUUUCUGUAAAAAGAAGGGACAUUGGAAAAGGGAUCGUCCAGACUUGAAAAGAAGUGGAAAUCCAGUCCCUCAACUGGCUGUGAACCAGGAUGCAUGAAGGGGACCAGAGGAUUUUUCCCCAGCAGAACCUCUGGUUAUAGCUAAGUUGGGGGAAGAAGAAGUUGAAUUCUUGGUUGAUACAGGCGCAGCAUAUUCUAUGUUAAAUACCUUAGAAGGGAAAUUGAGUCGUGAUACUAUAACUGUGGUUGGUGCUACAGGGGUAAGUGAAACCAGGCCUUUCUUUAAACCUUUGAGAUUUAAAUUAGGUAAACACUGGGUAACUCAUCAAUUCCUCUAUAUGCCAAACUCUCCCAAGCCUUUAUUGGGUAGAGACUUAUUGGAGAAAUUGGAAGCUGAAAUUUAAUUCUGCAAGGGGGGGAAAUAAAAGUCAUAAUUCCUAACACUAAAUAUAUUGAGGCAGCUACCUUCUUCAUACAAGAGAACCACGGAGAGAUCCCCACAGAGAUUGAGAAUGCUGUCAUCCCUAUAGUAUGGGCUAGUGAGUGUCCUGGGAGAUCCAAACAAGCAGAGCCUGUAAGCAUCACACUCAAACCAGGAGCAACAUCGAAACCACAGAU